Molecule: messenger RNA, 2788 nt
Organism: Carlito syrichta (Philippine tarsier)
Lineage: Eukaryota; Metazoa; Chordata; Mammalia; Primates; Tarsiidae
Gene: HPS4
Product: HPS4, biogenesis of lysosomal organelles complex 3 subunit 2
Exons: 13
Coding region: 665-2632 (655 amino acids)
Biological process (GO): vesicle-mediated transport
Source: RefSeq, a predicted model, not a curated record
CAGAGAUGCGAGAGAGGACCUCGGCAGUGGAGGGCCCAGUCCUCUGGGAACAGGGGAUGGAGGGCUUCAGGCUGCUGUCCUUGGUUCCGGGAACUGAGAUGUCCCCUCCACAGGCACACAAGUCUACUUCAUAGAUGUGAUCCAGUGUGAUCCAGUGGAGGCCCACUCCAAAAUAUCUAGAGCUGAGAAAAGAGAUUUUUACAGACCACCAAGGCACUGAUGUUUGAACUGAAAGCUUCAAAACGUUUAAAAGAACCUUCAGGAUGGCUUUGAACUAGACAGCUAGAAAUUCCUUCAGUACACUGCCUCUAGCGCACAUCUCCCCCAUGGGGCUUUCCUGGAGAGGAGUUUGAAGACAGCCACACGGAUGCUCAUGGACCCAGGCUAAUGGAUUUGACUUUUCUGCUCGGCUUCUUUUUAUUAUUCUCUCUCAGAUUGUAAGAGGCAUAGAGGUGUUAAUGAAACUGAAGGCCUGCAAGGAAGGGAAGUAGCACUUUCAUGCCGAAUGAAAACUAAGCAAGUGGCAGUUGUGACUGAAAACACUUAAACCUACCACAUCCAGAUUCACUGGAUUGGGGCACAGGGGAACGGUCACAGCUGGGGAGAAAGAAGUGACACUGGCAACAAAACCUAAAUAAAGAGAAUGAGGACGACUGAAAAGUAGAUGGCCACCUCCACUUCCACAGAGACAAAGUCAGCCUCCUGGUUGAAUUAUUUUUUUCUCUAUGAUGGCUCCAAGGUAAAGGAAGAAGGAGAUCCAACAAGAGCUGGCAUUUGUUAUUUUUAUCCUUCCCAGACCCUGCUUGACCACCAGGAGUUGCUUUGUGGACAGAUUGCUGGAGUUGUCUGCUGCAUUUCUGACAUUUCUGACUCUCCUCCCACUCUCAUUCGUCUCAGGAAACUGAAGUUUGCCAUAAAGGUUGAUGGAGAUUACCUUUGGGGGCUGGGCUGUGCUGUGGAGCUUCCUGAUGUCAGCUGCCAGCAGUUUCUGGAUCAGCUCAUUGGAUUCUUUAAUUUUUACAAUGGACCCAUUUCUCUGGCUUACGAGAACCGCUCUCAGGAGGAAUUGAGCAUGGAGUGGGACACCUUCAUUGAACAAAUUCUGAAAAACACCAGUGAUCUGCAUAAGAUAUUCAAUUCUCUCUGGAACUUGGACCGAACUAAAGUGGAGCCCCUGCUGCUGCUGAAAGCAGCCCUCAUUCUGCAGACCUGCCAGCGUGCGCCCCAUGUCCUCGCUGGCUGCAUCCUCUACAAAGGACUGAUUGUCAGCACACAGCUCCCACCCUCCCUUACUGCCAAGGUCCUACUCCACCGAGCUGUACCUCAGGAUCAGAGACUCCCUACAGGAGAGAAUGCCCCACUGGAACGUGGAGCACUGUUUCCCCCGAACGUCCAAAUCAUCCCUGUUUUUGUGACUGAAGAGGAAGCCGCCAGUCUCUAUGAGUUCCCGGUGGAGCAGACGCCUAGCUUCCCUGCAUCUCCAGCCGGACUCCAGGAAAGCUCGGCCCAGCACCCUCCUAAGGGCGGGAGUACAUCUGUCCUGGAAGAAAAUGCUACCGGGCAUAUGGAAUCCAUGGCCUGGACAUUGGCCACCACCCAGGGGCUCACAUCCCCUGACGAAGCUUGGCCAAGUGGCAAGGGGGAGAAUGGACACUUGUCUGGCUAUGAUCUGGAGAGCCACGGGCCUGUAGGACUGCACAACACUGCCUGGGACAAGAGUCCUGGCCUCAGUUACUCCCUGGUGAAGGAACCAGCUUUUCCAAAAGAGGACCUGGAUUUGUCUGAAAUUCACAUUCCAGAAGCUCAGGAAGUUGGAAUAUCCUCAGAUCCUUUUGUCUUCCCACAUGUGUGUGUCCCACAUGACAGUGAUCCUUGCUGCAAGGGAUCUGUCAGUGACUCCAGUAGCCUGGAUCUCAUGCUGCCUGAGAACUCAGCCAUCAGCAGCACACUUUCUCCCUCUGCUCCUGAGAUGCUCACCCAGAACAGGGCCCCGGAACAGUGCAAAGACCUUCCUGGCAACAGCAGCCAAGCUCCCGUCCCCGGAGGAGACUCUCUCCCCAGAAGGACCAGCAAGCCCUUGUCAUCGCCCUGCUUAGAUCCAGAGCAGAGAGGAAAUAGGCUUCCUGUUGGGGAGCAAAGCAUGGGUCAGUGUGUUGAUGGAGUCUGUGAGAGCCACGUAGCCCCUCAUCUGGACUACAGUUCGGGCUCGGCCAACUCUCAGGGUGCCAGCCUCUCUGCUGACGGGACAGACUCCAGGCAGACCCCAGCAGAGUCCCAGGUGGGACUCGUACAGAUGAGCCUCUACACGCACAGUGUUAAAGGGCUGGUGCUGUCACUGCUGGCCGAGGACCCGUUGCUGGGAGACAGCGCAGCCACAGAGGAGGUGUACCACAGCAGCUUGGCGUCCCUGAAUGGGCUGGAAGUUCAUCUGAAAGAGACGCUCCCCAGGGAUGAGGCUGCCACCAAGAGCAGCGGCUACAACUUCAUGCAUUACGACCGCAUUCAGAGCGUGCUGACGGCAAACCUGCCACAGGUGGCCACCCCACAGGAUCGCCGCUUCCUCCAAGCCGUCAGCCUGAUGCAUUCUGAGUUUGCCCAGCUGCCCGCAUUGUAUGAAAUGACUGUCAGGUAAGUCUCCCAGGGUUGCUGUCACAGACCUGUUCUCCACAAUCCCACUUACAGGAACCGCUGAGCCAGGGCUGUCUCUUAUGCCCAACUAGGUGAAGAAUGUUCUAGCUACUUUACUCAAGGCCUUCCUGUAGCUACUUCUGUUGCUUCCACUCUCAUG